Molecule: messenger RNA, 2254 nt
Organism: Impatiens glandulifera
Lineage: Eukaryota; Viridiplantae; Streptophyta; Magnoliopsida; Ericales; Balsaminaceae
Product: protein SEEDLING PLASTID DEVELOPMENT 1-like
Exons: 9
Coding region: 104-2098 (664 amino acids)
Molecular function (GO): ATP hydrolysis activity
Source: RefSeq, a predicted model, not a curated record
CAUUGAGAAAUCAUUCAGGAUACGGAACAGAACAGAAAGGGAAAACACUUUGAAGAUUGAAGAGAGAAAGAAAAAGACGAAGAAUUUGCCGCCAUAAAAGCCAAUGCUUUGUUCCGCCAAGUCCUUCUGUCCUCCUCUCACAACCCCACUAGUCCAAUUUAGCCGAACCCUUCUUCAUGGCUCUCGAUUUCACACUUUACUUCGAUCACUCCAUUUCCCGCGGAUUCCUUAUCCACCCAUCACUUGGAAGACCCUCAAUCGAAGAAGCACCCUUUUAGAACUCUGUUAUUCUUCAUCCAAUUCCCUGUCAUCUGCCUCGCCGGACGAUGAUUCCAGCGUCGAGUUGGGUCGGUUGCUGGCGAUACUACCGGAGGAGAUGCGACAGAGGAUUAGCAACCAUCCAGAGUUACACCAGUUGAUUGAAGUUGUCAUGGAUUUGGGUCGGAAGCCCUUAGCUAGGUUCCCUUCGGGGGAUUUCAUUUUAUCUGAUAACCCAAUCACCGCAGAUGAUGUUUCUAAUGCCACUUCCAUGGUUGGUGAAUUCGCGGUUGAUAAUCGAGCAGGGAUCAGCAGAACCUUACACCGGAUUAGUGCCAUCAGAAACCGUAAGGGUGUCAUUAUUGGGAUAACAUGUCGUGUUGGAAGAGCAAUAUCUGGAAGUGCCAACUUACUGCGAGAUUUGAUCAAAGAUGGAGGUUCUUUGUUGCUUAUAGGGCCUCCCGGAGUAGGAAAAACUACUAUCAUAAGGGAUAUAGCUAGAAUGCUUGCAGAUGAUUACAACAAACGCGUAAUGAUUGUUGACACCUCUAACGAAAUAGGAGGGGAUGGUGAUAUACCCCAUUCCGGAAUUGGUUAUGCUCGCAGAAUGCAAGUUCCCCAUUCCGAAAUGCAACAUAAGGUAUUGAUAGAAGCAGUUGAGAAUCAUAUGCCACAAGCGAUUGUUAUUGACGAAAUUGGCACAAAGCUUGAAGCCAUGGCUGCAAGCACCAUUGCCCAAAGGGGGAUUCAGCUAGUGGCAACGGCUCAUGGAAUUACAAUAGAGAAUUUGAUUAUGAAUCCUGCAUUAGAAAUGCUUGUUGGAGGAGUACAGAGUGUGACAUUAGGUGAUGAAGAGGCAAGCCGAAGGGGUGUUCAAAAAACAGUGCUGGAGAGAAAAGGACCUUCCACGUUUAGUUCAGCAGUUGAGCUGAUUUCAAAAUCUGAGCUGCGUGUUCAUCGCAAGCUUGAAGAAACAGUCGAUGCUGUUCUUUCCGGUCGCUUCCCUAAGUUCGAAGUUCGCAAGACGAAUCAGGUGUUGAAAGAUGACAACGAAGAAAUGGAUCAUUUUAAUGACGCUCAAUGGGAUGAUGACAGUACUGAGCAUUCUUUCGAAGAUUUUCCAGUAAUCAAUGACGAGAGACUCGUGGAAAGUGAAAAUCCUGAAAUGUCUCAGGUUGUGGGAGAAACAGAUGGAGAAGCUCUUCAAAUAUUUAUCUAUGGGAUAUCAGAAACAAGUGUUCUACAAGGGUUCAAACAAGUUAAGAUGAAUAGGGCGGUUAAAAUAAGCGAUAAUAUCAGCGAAGCAGAUGCUCUACUUGCCUCGCAAACCAAGCUGAAGAAAAAUCCCAGAAUUCAAACGGCUGCAGAGUCACGAGGCAUACCCAUAUAUGUCAUGAAGACAACCUCAUUGACACAACUGACAAAGGCUCUAAGCGCUUUAGUUUCCGAUCAUAUGGAUGGAGCAACUAAGGAUGCCGAUAAAGAUGAUGAAUCGGAAAAUGAGAUGAAUAUUUUAGAACGGAUGGACGCAUUAGAGGAGGCAAGGAUAGCCAUUGAGCAAGUAAUAAUUCCAAAAGGUGAACCAGUUGAGCUUCUGCCUAGGGCUUCAAGCAUCAGGUCACUUCAGAAGGAGUUAAUUUGUAAAUACAAUUUACAAUGUGAGCGAGUUGGUUUGGAUCCAGAUGCUAGGCUUCGAAUUCUUCCUUUUCACGGUUCAGUUGCCAAUGCAGACGACAAUGCUUCGAGUGCAAGUGAAUUUGAAGACUUAUUCAAUCCCGAUACAGAGAUAAAUGGUUCGCCAUAUAUCGUAGUCAAUCGGCUGCCUCUUCUGCCUGAAUAAGUUGUAGAAUACAUUGCCAAAUGGUGUCACAUUUGUUCUAUCUAGACUAUAUUUGAAAUGUAAAAUCGAAAAUCAGCUAAAUAAUCUAUGAUCAAAUGUAGAAGACACUCGGGCAUCUUCAAAUUCAUCGGACCUAGGAUAUAUUCUCAUAAGGGC